CUUUCUUAUUUUCUACUUGAAGGAACGUCAUUUAUCGGUUGAGCAAGCGAGCUGGCUGUUGUUCCCAUUGAUCAGGUAUUAACAUCUUGAUCACAUGCUUUUUUUCGCUAAGCAGGCCCUCUGGUACCAUUCGAGCACUUUUAUCGCUAUUCACUUUGGACACAUCCUCACGCGAUAAACCUACCUAUCAUAUCGGUGUCUGGCCGUGCAGUUAUGGUGAAGAAGCCAAGUCCUAUGUAUUUGACUUUACCAUUGGCUUCUAGCUCGGCUUCGUACACAUCCCGAGCACAAGUAGAUGGCCUUGGUGGUAGCUGCGAAAGUUAUGGGGGGCUCAAGCGGCGAUGAGGAAUGCGGGUGCUAUAUGGAAGCGAUCGAGAUUCGAGGCGAUUUACCAACAGCAGAAGCGAAACAGUGUUUGCAAUCUUGCAGGGACCAGUUUCUAAGGACGGUAUCGAUCGACCACGAAACCCCCGAGGGCUGGAAAUACAUUUGCAAGGAUCUAACGACCACGACACCCAGCUCUCGAUUUUGGUCGUUGUAUUGGUGCGACACAACGUUUUGCGGAGUCUGGAUAAACCAGACGGGGGGGCUGCAGCAAGACCCAAACGUCGACCUGAUCAUCAACAGCUGCCAGGACAUUGGAUUUCACUCGGUAUUAGAUCCAGGACCACCACCCAGGGGCUUCGUCUGCCAAACUAGCAAGGGAGGAGCUGGGCCUUGUUCACAGACAGGCUUCAAAAUCAACCCCGUGUCGGCCCCGUCCCCACUGGUGGUUCAAGAACCGAUUUCCAUCCCCUCAACUUCUUGGAGCAAAACGUUCAGAAGCGCAACUGCGCCUUUGUCCCUAUCAACGUCCUCAGCAACACCAACAACAACUGGCGAUAUCUCUCUCAUAACGGACCCAUCAUGGCUAUCAGCAACACCAGCCCGACCCACGGUUGCCGAGUCUUUUGGGGUAAACAAUGGGACUACAACACUCAAAGGCGGGCUAUCCAUGGGGGUCAAGGCCGCAAUUUCGGUUUGUUCGGUUACCGGGUUCAUCGUUAUGGUUGCUUUGGCCUUUUUGUGCCUCCACAGACGAAAAAAGCACCGGUGCGGCUUAGAUGACGUUCGGGGACAGUCUCGUUCGAGCUAUGAUUCCAGGCCGCUGAUACCCCCUCUCCGCCUCCGGGACCGCAGGCUGCUCCCUUCGAUCCUACGUUCGGGCCACAACCAGUCGCCAUCUCCGCCCCUGACGCCGCUCACCCCGGCACACAGCCAUGGCGGCGGCCACUCCAACGUCACGUUUCCAUCAUCACCGAUAACAUCACCUACGACGAACAAGCUCGUACCACGGCACGAGGGCAUGCCAAGGGUUUACGGCACUACUGGCAGUCUUGCUGGUCCACCGCCUCCGGCCUUGUUUGAGAUGCAUGGUUUUGGUGCGCCCGAAAGCCGGGGAAGUCUGAGUAGUUUCGGGGCAGGUUCGACAACAGGACCGUCAUCUUUACGGAACGAAGCAUUUUCCUUGUCUGGAACCACUUCUCCGCCGCCCACAUCACCAACACGCCCUCCGCGACCGCAUGAGGAGCCACUGGAGAUACCCGACUUGGUGAAACCAGCAUCCUUUCCCUUUGGUUCGAGAAUGAAUCGAUCGAUUCCAUCAGUACCGUCGGCGCCCAUCUCGCCGCUAUCACAUACAUCAUCCUUGGCCAUGAGCGGCAGCAGUGUGAGCCCAAUGUGGAACCAAGUGCGGGCUAUCUCAUCGCCAAGGGAUGAACGGGAAUCUGGCAACCAUCACGCUACUGGGGAAUACUCGGGCAAAGACCGUGGCAGCUGGGGGAGCUGGAGCGAUAAUGGGUACGGAUACGGUUACGGCAACGGAAGUGGAAAUGGUGCAAAUGGAAGCGGAAACGAGAGCGGAAGGAAAGUGACCAGCGCGAUUGUUGAUAGUUUUGGUCAUGCGGCUGGAUCGCUGUUACCCGUAAGGGGCUCCAGAUUCAUCUCGAAGGGCGGAGUAAGCCCGCCGCCUAGACUACCGCUGAGGCCGAUGGCUAUUUCUACCAUGUCCUCUACUGUGGCCAUUCGUGACGCCAGAGGUGGUGAUAUUGGACCGAUAGGGGUUGCGAUGACGGGAGGGCCGGGAAGAACAGGCAACCCUGCGGCCGUGUCAACGUUGCACGAGGAAGAUGGCGGAUUGUUCUGAAGGCGGACAGUGCUCCAUCCAUGAUCGGGUGGUAGUACAUACGAAAGCGGCACGACCUUGAACGCCGAGACAGGAUACAAGAUUAUAGGUACGUAAACGGGCAAAGAAAGGGCGUACAGGAAACAUAUCACAGGCGGACAGGAUACUGGGCGCUGGGGCAGGCUUUUCAGCACAGCAGAGCAAAGCACAAAAGGAUACCCAUCUUGGUAUAUGAUGUGUCACCCUUGAUUCCAUUCUUUCUCAUCAUAACAAGGGCCAAAAAUCAAAAUAGCAAAUCGGCCGGCAGGGAUGGUCUAGAUGG
Molecule: messenger RNA, 2486 nt
Organism: Neurospora hispaniola
Lineage: Eukaryota; Fungi; Ascomycota; Sordariomycetes; Sordariales; Sordariaceae
Exons: 4
Coding region: 296-2185 (629 amino acids)
Source: RefSeq, a predicted model, not a curated record